AUAAAAGGCCCAAGUCAUGUUUCGUAUGCCAGCCUUAAACCUCUUUUUCUAUAACACACUUCUCUCCCAGGCGAUGCAGCGCGUCGUGUGCAUCAAAGAUGGACGCUCUGAUCAGGCCUCUUCCUGGGACCAGUUGGCCCUAAUCGGGGGCCUCAGGACAUCUAGAGAACUGCCUACGGAGCACAACGAGUUCCCGGACUGUAUGGUGUAUCUGAAUUACUUGAUCAAUGCCUUGACGCUCUUGCCAGAUGCUAUGCAGCGUGGAAGACUCGGCUUUCUGGUUGUCCUAGUAAUUAUGUGGAACAUAUUCGUGCUCGAGCGUCUCUUGGCCUUUGAAUUGACGCUGAUCUGGUCAUUGUGGUCUAACGAUAUCAGCUCCCUGACCUAUGCCAUUGUCAUAAGCAGCAUCACAUUCACGAACCUCAUUCACUCGAUGCUCAUCUACGAAUCGAUAAAGAUGCAUCACGGACGCCUGCGUGGCAGGAGAGGGGGGAAGUAACAAGUAUGCAAUAACUGCUCCAGCCCUCGACCAGAGUUACUCUUUGUCCACCUAACUGGGUCGUUUGGCCAAGACGCAUAAACACAAGCAUACACUAAUAUAUGUCAGAGGAUAAUGCUUUAACCUUAAGGGUGCGAGUACGAUUCACGGCGUGGCACCGGCCAUUGCAACUUCAACUAGAAAUUCUAGGUCGUUUGGUUCAACUAAUAAAUAUGCCAAAAUACGCACACACUCGGUGAG
Molecule: messenger RNA, 739 nt
Organism: Drosophila navojoa
Lineage: Eukaryota; Metazoa; Arthropoda; Insecta; Diptera; Drosophilidae
Source: RefSeq, a predicted model, not a curated record